UUUUACUUUGCCUCAUUUCCGGUUCCCUUCUGUAUCCGGAAUUUCCAUUAGCUGUUUUGCUUCGCCGAAUUCUUUAUAUUUUCACCAAACGAACAGGAACCAGCAUCUAGUUAGCCUUGCAAAUAUCAGCACACCCAUUUCAGAAUCUGUGUGAUGGUAUGUCAGACAUGAUUGCGUUGUUCACCAGCACCUGAAUCGCACGCUGAUGCUCGGAGGUAAGUCCGAGUUUGUUGGCUCGUUACUUGGCUACGAGAAGGACCAUGAGUGCAUGAUUUUAUUUUCUUAUUGACAACAUUUAUCGACAGGUGAAUAAUAAUCUGCAAUUCGACCAGCAUCAACUCCUCUUCCUUGACAGCAUAAUGUCUCAUAAAAAAUACCCCUAUACGAGUACAGGGGACGACUUUCUGUCUCAUCAAGACAUGUAUCCAGAUUCAUAUCAGAGGCAGUACAGUUCGCAUCAACCAAGUUCUAGAUCCAUGUCUCAGGAGCAAAAAUGCUCUACAUCAUAUUCCGACAGAACUGAGGAAUCCCCUUUCCAUGUACCCGGGAUGGCUUUGUCAUUUCUUCACAGCUGUGGACUGGACUCAAGUGACAUUGCCCAUCUUGCUGAAAUUCCGGCGCAUCAAUUCACCGGUGAGACACUCUCCAAACUGCUUUCACAGAUCAAAGAACGCAAACUGUCCAGCAGUUCAUCAUCUAGGCCCAGCACAAGUCAGCCUCUUGAUGUCACCUCGACUUACUCCUGGGAGGGGAGCAGCCUCACCAAACCUGUUGAGUAUCCCAUCGAACUUCCUGCGCAACCGGUGUACCCUCUUCCUCCAGAGCAAGUUCAAACUUGGCAAGACCGAUGGGGGAAUCCUCGACAAGUUAAUUCUUUACCCACAAAUACCAGGAGUAAAAGCAGCAGUGUUUCAGACUACAGUGUGUCCAAGGACAGUGGCCCAUAUUGUGAUAUCAAAUCACCAGAAACCUCAUCACGCCCUUUUGUUGAUUCCGGACCGAGGCCUUUGCUUUCUCUGAAAUUAGAGCCCCCUUUUCCUGUGCCUCCAAGAAGGGAGACCUCAGACUUCAAUUGCAAAAUUCCCACAGCUUUUCCUCACGUGUGUUCUCUCUGUGACCUCUCUGUGCGUUCUACAAAGGACUGGAGUUUUCAUGUUCAAGGUAGUGAGCAUACAAAAAAUCAGCUUAAAUUAAUGAAAAGGUACCCAAAGUGGGCACAUUCUGUUGAAUCGGAAAUAAGGACUGAAAACGCUGAAGUUUACAAGGUACCAACCAAAACAGAGGCUUCAGACUUUAAUGGCGUCGUUCCCCCAGUUUUUCCAAACUUGUGCUCUCUCUGCAACAUCACUGUCUUUUCCGAAAAGGACUGGUCUGGACAUAUUAUUAGUGGCCAGCAUGCUAAGAGUCAACUUGACCUUAUGGGAAAGUACCCAGAGUGGGAUGGCACUGUCAAAUCUUCUAGAAGAAAUGAUGGUCACACCUUCACUCACAUAAGAGGUGCAGGAGCUUCUCCUGAGAAUGUAAAAAAUCCAAAUUCUCGAGUUGGGAGCUUCUCUCACACCCAUGGAAGAUCCAGCUCAGAGAGGCAGAGGGACUCUCCAAGUCCAAGAAGAUGUUCGUCAGAGAGGACUCAUUCUAGCACAAAGAGACAACACUCAUCAGAAAGGACUCGCUCCAGCCCCAAAAGAAGAUGCUUGCCACAGAAGACUUGUUCGAGCCCCGAAAGAAGACUUUCGUCAGAGAGGACCCACUCAUCUAAAAGUCAUCAGCAAGAAGUUCCUCAAAAAUCCAAGACAAGCUCUAGACCUUUCUCACAUUCAUACCUUUCCUCAAGCUCUCCUGCAGAAGUUAAAGCUACAAAGCCAAGCACAUUUAAAGAGAUAAAGAGAAGCGCAAGCAACGACUGUGUUAAAAAUAUGCAUUCAGACGGUGACCUUGAAGUGCUAGAAGCUAAAGCAGAUGAUGGUGAAGAAUCGGCACAUGAUAUUAAAGAUAAUAAGCCUACAACAUGCGACCAGGAGAAUGUGCCAUCAGAACCAAUUGGCAAAACAGACGCUCAUACACAGGAACAAGAAAAGACUGGAGAAGAAUCUCCAAAUGCUGGUAGAUCAGAAGCAUCAAAGAAUUUGAAGAAGGGCCAAACGUUUAAAGAGCAAGAAAUACAGAAGGUUGAGAGUGACAUCGAUGUUCCUCCUACGGAGUCUUCAUCCGUUGCAUCCUCUGCUGCUGUGUCUGAGAAGAGCCAAGAGCAGACUGAAGCCCCCACGCCUCCAACGGAGUCUGUUAAAAAGCUUCAAACCACUAUAGAUGCUCUCGGUCCAUAUGAGCCAAACGUCCCUGUGGGUGUGGAGUUUGUGAAGACGGGCUACUACUGUAGAGUAUGCUUCGUUUUUUACUCCAGUGAAGACACUGCCAAAACGAUGCACUGCAGUAGUCAGGCACACUACGAGAAACUCAAGAAACACUUGGAGAAAAACAAGGCCAAAGCACAGAGUCAUCGGGUGAAGAAUUGAAAAGUGAAAAAUGAUUGGUGAUAUAUUUGAUUUUGCAUGAGCUUCGGUUUGCUUAGUUCUCUCGUAUUGAAGGGCAGUUUUGUCUAUUAAUCAAGCAUCGUCUUUCUUACAUGUGUCAUUUAAAAAACUGGCCCCGUUUCAAAUAAAAGAGCCGAGCCAUUUUGUUUGUUGCUUGUUAUUAUUUUUUUGUUUGUUUGUGUUUACUUCGACUCAUGUUAACAGUAAAAACAUUCCUGAUGUAAAGACUUCAUGAAUACAAUCAUUUAAAAUA
Molecule: messenger RNA, 2784 nt
Organism: Silurus meridionalis
Lineage: Eukaryota; Metazoa; Chordata; Actinopteri; Siluriformes; Siluridae
Product: matrin-3-like
Exons: 13
Coding region: 360-2513 (717 amino acids)
Cellular component (GO): nucleus
Molecular function (GO): zinc ion binding; nucleic acid binding
Source: RefSeq, a predicted model, not a curated record